AUGUUUGACUCGGGGCAGGACAAAGACACGUUUCCAGGACCAGCAGAUGUUCCUGCUGCGGGACAAGAAGCAGAAGAAGAAGCAGCUGAGCGACGAUAUGGCUGAAGAUGUCCGUGGAUUCUGAAAACUCCUGUGUUUUGUUGUCAUCGCGAGACUCCAGGACGUCCUGCGUCUUCCAGACCGCUGACGAGAAAGAUGACAUCCCAGGAGUGGGAGAGGAGAGCGUCCUGGAGAUGCUGAGCUGCUCCAAGUUCUCCGACCUGGAGACGUGGCUGUGCAUGCCGUCCUCCCUGCUGCUGCCCAGAGUCCUGGACUCCACCAGAACCUCCUCCUCCUCCUCCUGCUCCUCACAUGCAUCCAACCGGUCCUCCGUCUCACCUCCAGCCUCCUCGUCCUCCUCGCCAGCCUCCCCCUCCAGACGCUCCACCUGCAGCGAGCCGGGAGACGCCGACACGCUCAGGUCGUCACAUGGAGACUGCAGCUUCCUGACUCCAGCUCUGGGGAAGGAGGCGUCCUUUCUGUCCACGCCGCUGCUGCCCGUCCUCUCCUCCACCCCCAAUGUGGCUGCAGCGCCCCCUGCUGGAGACUCCGCCCCCCACAGCGGCGUCAGCGUCAGGAAGCGCCGGCGACUCGCUGCCAGUCCUGGAGGACUCCACUGGACCUCUGCAGGUUUGGUGCAGCGCGACUUCUGGUCACCUGAUCUGUCUCCCGGGACGCCGCUGCGCAUCCCAGCAGGCGGAGGUGGGCGGAGCCUGCCUCUGACGGCGGUGGGCGGGGCCUCGGCGGCGUGGACCAACGACCGGGCGUCUCUGAGGAAGACGGUUUCCGUGGACGACCGUCUGCUGCAGCCGGCGGCUUCGGAGCAGCAACACCUGAAGCUGCUGAGCCGCCUGGACAGAGGACGCAGGAAGCUCCGCAACAUCCACAGUCUGGGAACGCCGAGUCGAUACGACACCAGGAAAAAGUCGGACAGUAAAAUCUCCCGGUUGGCUCAGAGGUGGAACCAGAAGCCAGCAGGAGAUGCUCUGAUCAAAGACCUGAGGCCUCUGUUCUACACGGGAAUCCCCCGAUCCUCGCUGAGCCUGGACAGCAGACGUCUCCCGACGGUCCUGACCCAGCAGAUGCAGAACCUGCAGUUGUCUCAGAGCAGGAAGGUUCCUGGAGGUCCGGCGUCUCCGAGCGCCGCCAAGCGCCUCUACAGGAACCUUUCGGAGAAGCUGCGAGGAAGCACCUCAUCCUUCGAAGAUGCCUACUUCUUUGGCAAGACGGAUCGACUCCGCAAAGCCUCGACGAUGCAGGGCAGCGACUGCAUCUUCGAGGCGGUGGAGCAGCAGGACCUGGACGCCGUUCAGAUCCUCCUCUACCAGUUUUCGGCCGAGGAGCUGGACCUGAACACUCCCAACAGCCAGGGCUUGACGCCGCUCGACAUCGCCAUCAUGACCAACAACACGCCCAUCGCCAAGCUGCUGCUGAAGGCCGGCGGCAAGGAGAGUCCUCACUUCGUGAGCGUGGAGAGUCGCGAGGCCCACCUGAGCUCGCUGGUGGUGGAGGCGGAGCGACGGGCGGCCGACCUGGCGGCUCAGGCCCAGAGGGACGGCCUCUCGCUGGAGGCCUGCCACAAGGACAAGCAGCUGAGGGCCUGGGAGUGGAGGAGCAAGCUGUACAAGCGCAUGAGGACGGGCUUCCAGCAUGCACGUGCCCCGGAGGCCCCGUCCAUGGUCCGUCUGAGCGUGAGCAGUAGCACCACGCUGACCGUCACCUUCCAGGAGCCGCAGUGUCUCAACUCCACCGUGGUGACCAAGUACAGAGUGGAGUGGAGCUGUCUGAAGGAUUUCUCUCUGUUAGCUGGAGAGCUGGUGUUGGAUAAUCUGCAGAGCCUGAAGUGCACCAUCAGCAGCCUCACCACGGGGCGACUUUACUACAUCCGAGUGUCGGCUUACAACAUGAAGGGCUGGGGUCCUCCUGCCUCUUCCCUGCCUCCAUCUGCUGCUCCGUCCAACUGGAGGGAGGUGGACGGCCGGGAGCCCCGGAGACGAGGCCACAUCGAGGCCAUGGAGCGUCUGCUGCAGCAGGUCCGAGCCACCCACACCCACUACUGCUGUGGAGAUGCCUCGAAGCUGCAGAACCCCAGCAGGAAGCAGUCGGUGUCCAGAAGUUUAAAACAUCUGUUCAACUCCUCCAACAAGUUUGUGAAAACACUAAAGAGGGGGAUCUACCUGGCUGCAGUGUUCUACCAUAAGGACAGUCUGCUGGUCACAGCCGAGGACCAGAUUCCCAUCGUGGAGGUUGAUGAUUCCUACAGCAGCUCCCUGAUGCAGGACUUCCUGUGGUUCACCAAGCUGUCCUGUAUGUGGGAGGACGUCCGGUGGCUCAGACAGAGCAUGUCGGUGUCCAUGUCCUCGUCGUCCACCCUGCAGGCCCGACACAAGAUGCUGACGGCCGCCGGACAGCUGCAGAGCCUCUUAGGAACCCACAACCUGGGUCGGGUCCACUACGAGCCCAUCAAGGAUCGCCAUGGAAACGUCCUGCUGGUCACCAUCAGAGACACCGAGAGUCAGCAUUCGCUGUUCAGCGGAAAAUGGAUGCAGGUGACCAAACUGCAGAGUCAGAGGAAGAGUCUGUCGACACCUGAGGAGCCGUACGCCCUGGACAUCCUCAUCAUCACCAUCCAGGUGAGCUCCUCUCAUCAUCACCAUCCAGGUGAGCUCCUCCUCAUCAUCACCAUCCAGGAAGGGAGGGUGUUUGUGUACCUGGGAGGUGAGCGGGACAGGGAGGAGUGGGAUUGGAUCCAGACGCUGUCGGCGGCAGGUGAGAAGGAGCGCAGCGGCGACGACGGCGAGGAGGCGGGGCCCCGAGCAGAAAGCCACGCCCCCUUACUGUUCUAUGAGCUGCAGACGGCGAUCAAGGCCCUGCUGAAGCACAUCAACCUACCUCUGCACCAGGCCCGUCACUUCCGGCUCUACAGUCAGGAGGUGGUCGAACUCGGUCACGGCGUCUCGUUCCUGCUGCUGCUGCCGGCGGCCGACGAUGUUUGCUCCGCCCCCGGACAGUCCAACCCUUACACCCCGCUGUCAGGCUUCCUCCACCUCCCCCUGCAGAUGUUCGAACUCGAUUUGAUUAAAGUCCUACUUCCUGCUUCGUUAACCUCUUUCCUGUUUGCGUUCCUGCAGCAGCUGGAUGAAAUGCGUCGUGACCUGCGCUGGAUAACGGACGCGCUGCAGUACGCCCGCUACAAGCAGCCCCGCGGCGGCGUCCCGGUCACCUGCCUGGUGGACGCCAACGCCCCGGAGCCCGACCCCAGCCAGCAAAAGACCGACUCCACCUCGUCCACCAUGGACUACCUGCCCACGCCGUCGCCGUCGCCGGAGCUGCGCCGCAGGAAAGGCAUCAGCGACUCUCUGCUCGGCUCCGACGAAGACGCCUCCUCGGAGGUUUUCCUGCCGACCGACAGCGACUACGACUCCAGCGACGCUCUGAGUCCCCGAGAGCUCGACCUGCUGUACUCGCCGGCCGCCGACCUUUCCCAGCAGGCCGUCCUGUCGCUGGGCGGCAGCGCCCCGGACGUGCUGCAGAUCCACGAGCUCAGGUACAGCGUCUGCCCGCCCAGAGACCUCCCCCUGUCUCCGGGGGUGAGGGACAAGUCCUCCCCUCUGCUGCCCACCUCCCCGUCCCUGCCUUUGUCUCCGGCUCUGUCCGACACCACCAAGACUCUGGAGGGUCUGCUGCUGUCCAAAGAAGGCUCCGCCCCCCUCAGGGCCCUCGCCAACCCGCCCGCCAAACGCAAGCUUCUGUCCCGGAGCCACCGGGGGCAGUACUUCAGCGGCCCCCAGCGCUGGCUCCGGGGCCACAGCGAGAACGCCACCGGGUCCCUGUGCGAAGGCGUCUACACCAAGCAGCCGGACCCCGACCUGCCGCUGCCGGACCCCGACCUGCCCUCGCCGCAGGGCAGCACCUACGUCAGCCACGCCUCCUGCGUCCUGGAGAGCCGCAAGGGCCGCCACCGGGAGCCGAGGCCCCACGUCCGGAGGAUCUUCGUGGAGCCCUGCAAGGAGCCGAGCUGGGAGGAGGAGCAGGCCGGCGACGCCAGCGAGGCGGUGAAGGCGGCGGGCGUGUCAGUGGUGGUGGCGCAGGCGGAGUCGGGAGGUGAGGGGGAGGAGCCAGAGGGAGCCGCCGCCCAGGAAGUGGACUCUGACGACCAAACCAACGCGCAGGUGUCGGAGAUCCUCAGCAGCACGCUGUAGGACACGCAGCGUCGACUUUCCGGCCAGCAGCGCUCCGACCUCCGCAGAUUGUAAACUGAACUAAAGUUGCUGGUUCAACUCCGCCAAGCCUCAGAACCCAUGGCUUCGACUGUUACGCAGAAAUAAUCAAUGCAACGAGAAACCGAGCACUGCUUCUCCAACCAGGAACUUUGCACACGACUCCGAUCGUCGACCAAAAACGGACUAAACGGCGGCUUGACUCUUGGUUUCCUCCCCGGUUUGGUUCGACUCUCCCGGCGGCCGUCCUCAGCAUGGAUCUCCUCUACUUGAAGUGAAUGUACAGUUCGUCUGUUCGUGGUCUCCUGUGGCGAUUGAGCUUUUACUUUUAAUGUGGUCGUAUCAACUUGUGGUCGAUUUAAAGAAAACGUAUAUAUUUACCCUCCGAGCACGUGAGCUGCCUCAGUCACUGAACAGACCACUAAAGUAUUUUUGUAUUCUGGAUUUGCAGAUGUACUAUUUUAUUCGGAGCUGUGUUUUGUUGGCAUGAAGUAGUUUGUAGCUGCUGGUUUCUUUGGACUGAAGCUUCGUCGUCCAGUUCGUGCCUCUUCAGGACGACCAGGCCGGCGGUUCGUUGGGCUUCGGCCUCGACCCGCCGGCCGGUCGCUCGGUCGACCCGACGCUGUUUGUGUUGUGCUGUUUUGUCGACUUUUUGUUUCUUCGGCUUCAUCACCGUCGCUGCAGUGUUCUCGGAGGCUGGUGAUGUGUUUUCUCUGCAGUUUUUUACUCACAACAAGCACCAAACCUGACUGACUGCGUUAUGAAACAGUUGGAUGUCACCCAGACGCCGAUGAUUCCCACUGGAUCAGCGGCUCACUUUACUUCUCCCAGUUUAACAGAAGACUGUUUCCUCCAGUGAACACGUUUUAAAAAUCAUUCAGAGCCCAGAGUAGAAAUACGAAGCACCUGAAGGGAUUCUACCUGUGACCGCUGACAAAGUGUCUAAAAUGAGGCACGUUUUGUCCAAAACUAGUUGAAAACUGUCAAAAAUGACUCAAGAUUUCUUUAAAAUGGCUCUAAAACUAUCGGAAGUUAUGCAAAAUACCAAGUGCUCUCCCAGAAUAGUCUUCCUAAAUGACUCAGCGUCCAAACUGUCUUUGAAUUUGUCCAAAAUUACUCAGAAUUUCUCCAAAAUAACAUAAACUGUGUUAAGUUGAACUGUUACUGUAUUCGUCUAAAAUAAUAUGAAAGUUGUAAAGAUGAAAGUAAAACUACAGAACUUGUCCUAAGUGAGUUCAGAUUGUUCAGAAUGACUCGAAAAUGGUCCAAAACAACAAAACUUGUCCCAAAUGACUCAAAAUAUGUCCAGAAUGAGUUCAGACUGGUUCUAAAAUCAGUUCAAAAGACGACUCAAUAAUCAUCUGAAAUCAGUUUAACUUUGUCCAGCAGCACUCAGAAGUUAUUUCAAAUGAAUGUCCAGACUUAGAAUGAGUUGAAAUUGUCCAAAAUGACGAAUACUUGCUCAGAAUUACUCAUGAAUUCUCCAGAAUCUCCUCAAAUUCCAUAAAUACCUCAAAGAUGACUUAAACGGACAUAAACGUGUCAAAAAUGACUCAAAAAUUUCCCAAAAGAUUCGUUCAGAAUGAUUCAAAAGUUGCUUAAGAUUCGUUUGAACUUGUCUGAGAUCAGUGUUCUCGUCCAAAAUGUCUCCAGAUUUGGUUUAAAACGAGUUAAAAUGGUCCAAAAUGAGUUAAAAAUAAAAAUAAAAUGUACAUAAACUUGUCCAACAGUAGUUAAAAAACAACAGAACUAGUCUAUCUCUCUGUCCAUGACGGCUCUAACGUUGGCCAAAGGUUCAAACUUUGUCCAGGUAACUUCCUAAAUGUUUCUUAAGUUCCUGCUGUGGGGCCUGAAUGCUAAUAAAGAUCUAAACUGGUAGUUUGUAAUCUGACUUCAGAUACAGUACUCUGCUGUGAGAAGUAAUCUGAUUACUGCGAGGCGAUGCGGUCCAGCGGUACCGGAGGUUUGGGUGAUUUGUCACAGCUGCUGUUUACUGUAAAACUGGGCGAGUCGAGAGCUGUUUGAACAUGCACAGAUUCUUUAUGCACACUAUUUAAAGUUUUAAUGUUUGCACAUUGCAACUAUGGAAUAAAAGCUAAUUGAAUAUGGAUGCAGUCGGGCAUUAACUGGCAGCUUCUGUGUGACUGACUGUAAAGCUUCCUGUUUGAAUGAGAGUUCAGCUUCACGACCAGACGUCCCUCAACUCUUUAUUCCUGCUGAGUUUCAUGAAAAGAUCCAAACCAAGAUCACGUCUGCUCGCUGACUUCUCUCCUGUCUAAUCUGAGCAAAGCCUCGCGUGAAGAAGCACAGACUCCUACUGUUGUUAUGCUAAGCUAGGCUAACUGCCUCCACCGUUAUAAAGCAGUUUCAUCCUGUAAAAAAUGGACAAUUAACAUAAAAACUCAGAUCAAAAGUCACCACGAGAUCCAGAUCUCACUGAACAAGCCUCCUGAUAGAAUCUGUUUUCACAGUUUGUCUCAAACACAAACCGUUUGAAGCGACAGAAACGGUUUCUACACUCAGAAAAUCUACUUUUAUGCAGAUACCAUUCAGCCUGAACAGAUUUGUUCAGACGCAGACCUGAUGUUGGUGUCAGUCUUCUCAUGUAACGUCUCCAGAUGUCAAACUGUUCCUGAUUAAAACAUUAAACUGCAGCUUGUUGGAACUUCAGCUUCACUUUUGUAGCUGCAGCCAUCAGUUCUAACAUUAGAUCAACGUUUGGUCUUCCUCUUUCAUUUAUUGUCACCGCUGGUGUUUUUGUCCAUUUGUCAAAAUAACACAAAACUUUCUAAAACACAAAAACACAAAUUGCACAAUUGCCUGAUUUAAACCUGACUUAAAGACCAAAUUAAACCUCAGUUAAACCUGACUUAAGCUGAUUCAAACCUCAUCUAAAGCACAAUUUGAAACUUUACUAAAUCUUAUUUAAGCUGAUUUAAAUAUGACCUGAAACCAGACUUAAGCCUCAAUAGACCUGAUUUAAACCUCAUUUAAAGCCUAAAUUAAUCCUGACUUAUAGAGCCAGUAUGUAUCUUAAUUUAUACUUCAUUUAAACCUGCCUUACAGCUGGAUAAACCUGGUUUAAACCUGAUUUAGAGCUGAUUUGAACCUCAUUUGAAGCCUAAAAUAAUCCACACUUAAAGCCAGUAUGUACAUCAAUUUACAGAUCAUUUAAACCUGUCUUAAAGCUGGAUUAAACCUGUCUUAAACCUGAUUUAAACCUCAUUUAAAGCCUAAAUUAAUCCUGACUUAAAGCCAGUAUGUAUCUUAAUUUAUACUUCAUUUCAACCUGCCUUACAACUGGAUUAAACCUGGUUUAAACCUGAUUUAGAGCUGAUUUGAACCUCAUUUGAAGCCUAAAAUAAUCCACACUUAAAGCCAGUGUGUACAUCAAUUUACAGAUCAUUUAAACCUGAUUUAAAGCUGAUUUAAACCUAACCUAAAGCCGAUGCGGACUUGAUUAAGUUACGUGACGACCACAAAGGUGUGAAAACUGUUGGCUGCAGCUACGAAAACGAAAGCUGUCGUAAACAGUGGAAAGCGGACGAGUUUUAUUUUGAAGCUCAGGUUUCAGAAGGUUUCUUGUUCAUCCUCGGGAGCAGAAUGUCGUUUUUCUGUUUGGCCUGGACUGUGACUCACUUUAUUUGUUUCUCUGUUUCAUGUUUCCUCCUCCAGUGUUUUGUGCAGAUCCUAAAAAGCUGGAAAACCUUCUAUCUGUAUAUUUUUGCAUCGUUUAUCCCGACAGGCGCCUGCGUCCGGGCCGGACUUUAUUUAUUUGCAGCUGCAGGACUGCGUUGAGAAAAGCUCACCUGGAUGGAUGUACUUUAACAGCUGAAAUAAACUUUGUCUCAUGUGGGUGUCGUGCACUUAAA
Molecule: messenger RNA, 8131 nt
Organism: Stegastes partitus (bicolor damselfish)
Lineage: Eukaryota; Metazoa; Chordata; Actinopteri; Pomacentridae
Gene: ankfn1a
Product: ankyrin repeat and fibronectin type III domain containing 1a
Exons: 25
Coding region: 108-4241 (1377 amino acids)
Biological process (GO): regulation of establishment of bipolar cell polarity; establishment of mitotic spindle orientation
Cellular component (GO): spindle
Molecular function (GO): protein binding
Source: RefSeq, a predicted model, not a curated record